GAAGUUCAGUUUGCACCUGAGAAGCAAUAGUCAAUAUAAACUCAAAGAUCUCUUUAGCGAAUUGAAAACAAAGCAAAGAUGGUGGACAAAAUUGAAAUGAGCCUUGACGAUAUCAUCAAGUCGACCCGCACGCAGAAAAAACCACAGGGUGCUCGCGGCGGCCCCGGCGGAGCACGUCGGCCGGCUGGACAACAGCGUUUUGCGGCUGGCGGCGGUCCUCGUCGCGGCGGUGGAGCCGGUCCAUCGCCAAGGAAACCAGCUCCAGCAAGCGGUGCUGGCGGCGUGCUCAAGGGUCGCCGUAGUGGCGGUGCCGGUGGUGGCGGCGGCGGCGGCGGGGCCAUACAAAAGGCAAAAUUCGCACGGGGCGAUGUGAACAGCGCUUGGAAGCACGAUAUGUAUGAUGGACCCAAGCGCGGUGCUCCCAGCUCUGGAUCUGGCCCAACCCUCCUGAUUGUUAACAAUCUGGAUUACGGCGUCUCGAACAGCGACAUCAAGGAGCUAUUCAAUGAAUUUGGACCGAUUAAGAAGGCAGCCGUGCACUACGAUCGUUCAGGUCGCUCUUUGGGCACCGCAGAUGUAAUCUUCGAGCGUCGCACCGACGCAUUGAAGGCAAUUAAACAGUACAACGGAGUGCCAUUGGAUGGACGUCCCAUGACCAUACAACUGGCCGUUUCCGAUGUCAACGCCUUGACCCGUCCAGUGGCCUCAGGGGAUAUCAAGCAUCGUGUGGGCGGCGGUGCCGGUGCAGGGGCUCCAUACAAACGCGGUGGUGGCCAGGCCGGCGGACCACGUCGCGGAGGCUUGCGACGCCCGGCCCCGGGCGGUGGCGCCCCCAAGCCCGCUGGCGGAGCACGCCGCGAGCGGAAAGCCCCACCCACUGCCGAGGAGCUCGACGCCGAACUGGACUCGUACAUUAAUGACAUGAAGAUCUAAAUAGUUAAUAGUCUGAUAUUUUAGUCUAACACAAAAAAAAUGAACACCCCACUAGUCUUAAGGUUUACCAUAAAGACGGAAUAUCCCUAUGGUACAAUAAUCUAAUUCUACAUCAGCAACGACGCCGCGCAAAGGAAAGAACACGAAAAGGAAGUUUGGAACGAGUUCUCUUUUUAUCUUAAAAGAGAUGGACACAUUUAAUUUGUAAUGCGCCUACUGUGUGUGCGCAGAUUAAUAUUGCAAUGUGGCGAACAUAGUUGAAAUACAAUUGAGCUGUAUUUAUUUAAAAUAGAAAUAUGCUUUAACGAACUGAGAACGAACGAA
Messenger RNA from Drosophila persimilis, 1257 nucleotides. It is a transcript of the gene Ref1, whose product is annotated as THO complex subunit 4. The coding region runs from base 79 to 933 and encodes 284 amino acids. NCBI's taxonomy places the organism in Eukaryota, Metazoa, Arthropoda, Insecta, Diptera, Drosophilidae. The record is from RefSeq and is a predicted model, not a curated record. The transcript has 4 exons. Gene Ontology annotation, biological process: mRNA export from nucleus. Gene Ontology annotation, molecular function: mRNA binding. Gene Ontology annotation, cellular component: nucleus.